AUGACAGCCCUCGCGAAUGCAAUCAAGCGCAAGACGCAUAAGGAGCGCUCACAGCCGGCUGCACGGAAGAAGUAUGGCUUGCUUGAAAAGCACAAGGACUAUGUGGAGCGCGCGAAAAAUUUCCACAAAAAGGAGAAGAUCCUCAAGACUCUCAAGCGCAAGGCGGAGGAGCGGAACCCCGAUGAGUUUUACUUCGCCAUGGAAAAGGCCCGGACCAAGGACGGCGUCCAUGACGGCAGGCUGACCCAGGCCAACAAGUACAGCCAGGAGGAGCUUCGGCUGAUGAAGACGCAGGAUGUCAAGUACUUGUCCAUGAAGGCCACCACGGAGGCCAACAAGGCGGCAAGGUUAAGGGAGUCUUUGCACUUUAUUGGUGUGACCGCAGCGCAGCCGGCCGCUGCGGCUGCAAAGCGCGGCAGCAACGGCUCCGCAGGGCCGGCGGCAGCGGCAGCAGGACCAGCGCCACGGCACACGGUGUUCGUGGACAGCGAGGAAGAGGCAGCUCGGUUCAACCCGGCGGAGUACUUCGAUACGCCGGCGGAGCUACUGGACCGCACCUUCAACCGGCCACGCUCCGCUCAGCUGGCUGACCCGAAGGCGAUGCUGGGAACUAGCAACAAGGGAGUUGAAAAGCGGAAGUAUGCGGCGUAUAAGGAGCUAGCGCAGCGGCUGGAGCGGCGAAACAGGGUGGCGGCCACCGCGGAGCACCUUGCGUACGAAAAGCUAGUCAUGUGCAAAGGUCGGAAACGCAAGCUGCGCGCUAAGGAGAUUAAAGAAGCGGGCAUGGAUCCCAAGACGACUGGCAAGGUCUUUGUGUGGAAGCGCGAACGACGGCGAUGA
Volvox carteri f. nagariensis is the source of this 840-nucleotide messenger RNA. RefSeq lists its product as uncharacterized. The record is from RefSeq and is a predicted model, not a curated record. Gene Ontology annotation, biological process: rRNA processing. NCBI's taxonomy places the organism in Eukaryota, Viridiplantae, Chlorophyta, Chlorophyceae, Chlamydomonadales, Volvocaceae. Gene Ontology annotation, cellular component: nucleolus; small-subunit processome. Bases 1 to 840 code for a protein of 279 amino acids. The transcript is spliced from 5 exons.